This is a messenger RNA of Lathyrus oleraceus (garden pea), 3066 nucleotides long. Its product is annotated as U-box domain-containing protein 5. The record is from RefSeq and is a predicted model, not a curated record. Gene Ontology annotation, molecular function: ubiquitin-protein transferase activity. NCBI's taxonomy places the organism in Eukaryota, Viridiplantae, Streptophyta, Magnoliopsida, Fabales, Fabaceae. Bases 371 to 2722 code for a protein of 783 amino acids. The transcript is spliced from 5 exons. Gene Ontology annotation, biological process: protein ubiquitination.
CUUGGUCAUACGAUAUCCCAACACGUUGACUAGACUCUCUUUCCUUGAAACCCCGCCACCACAUACAAACCAUUCAUUAUCCUUUUCAUUCUCAUGCUUCCUUUCUUUUCACUUUAACAUCAUUCUCUCUCUCUCUCUCUUGCAGAAUACUCAUCAUAAUUUUAGGUAAUUCAUUCUCCUUACUCUUAAAACUUCUAUUUCUAGCUGAGUUUGAUGAAAUUACAGUGAUUCUAUUCUAGCUUCAUAAUUUAGAUUUAGGUGAUGAAAACUAUUUUUGUUUUACUUUAUUAUCUAGAAUAUUCCAAAAUAACUUUGUCUUUCUCUAGUGGAUUUUUCUCUUUCAUUAUAGUCAGAGAUUCACAAAUCGGUUAUGUUAUUUUCUUGUCUAAUAUGUAGCUGUAGGAUACUACUCCUUUUGAUGAGAACUACUAGUGGUGAAAUAGUGGAGACUUUACCAAGAUCCUUUCAGGUACAUAGUAAAAUAUGCAUGGAAUUGAUGAGAAUAUUGGAUGAUAUCAUGAGGAUAUUUCCAGACAUAGAGGAAGCACGACCAAGAUGUUCAUCAGGAAUAGAAUCUCUGGUUUAUCUGAACAACGCGAUUGAGAAAGCCAAACUACUUCUACAACAUUGCUCCGAAUGUAGCAAACUCUAUCUGGCAGUGACAGGAGAUACAGUACUUUUAAGAUGCCAAAAAGCAAAAAAGUCAUUAGAACAAAGCUUAAUUCCCAUUCAGGGUAUGGUUCCAGUUGUGUUGGCUGUAGAGGUUUCUAGAAUAAUUGAUGAUCUUGAGUGUGCUACAUUUGUUUUGGACUCUGCUGAAGAAGAGGCUGGGAAAGUUUUAACAGAGUUGCUUCAGCAAGGUACUUCGAACUUGGAUUCAGUGGAAGAUUUUGAACUUAAAGCUCUUCAGUUUGCAGCACCGAGACUGAAUAUAACAUCACAAAGGGCCUUAUUAAUCGAGGGACGGUCUAUUAAGAAGUUGCUGGAUAAAAUUGGACCAAAUGACCAGAAAAAGAAAUCGAUCUUGAGAUAUCUUAUGCAUCUAUUGAAAAAACAUGGAAAAUCCAUGGUGGUGGGAGAACACGUGGAGAAGGCUUAUUCUCGUAGCAAAGAACCGACUGCAAAGGAUAAUAACUCUAGUCGGCAUUCGCUACGAAGCCAUCGUGUUGAGCCGGAUCCUAGUUCGAAAUAUGAUCAGUAUGGAACUCAAACCAGUGAGUUGGAUAAAGGGAUACCACCUGAGGAAUAUAAGUGUCCAAUAUCCUCAAGAUUGAUGUAUGAUCCUGUUAUCAUUGCUUCUGGAGUAACAUAUGAAAGAAUGUGGAUAAAAAAGUGGUUCAAUGAGGGUAAAACUACAUGUCCAAAAACAAAAGAUGAACUACCUCAUAUGACAUUGACUCCAAAUGUUGCCAUGAAGGACUUAAUAUCAAAGUGGUGCAAAAAUAAUGGUGUUUCCAUUCCUGAUCCAAGUAGACACACAGAAGAUUUUCAGAUGUUGGAUGCUUCAAUCACCUCCAUUAAGAGUUUAGGAAGUUAUUUCAAUGAUUUGAACUUGCCACUGGAUCUUAGUAUCAUGUCACUUGGAUCAUUGGAUACUAGUUUUAACUCAGAUACGUUGCGAGGUAAGACCAAUCCUGACUUGAAUUUGAUGAUGAGCAAGGCUAGUGAAGACUCUCACAAGCAUGGAGCUCAUGCACCAGAGAUACAUGAUACAGAUUUGAUGCUCUUGCCUAAACUUCAUGAUCUUCAAUGGGAUUCUCAAUGUAAGGUCAUUGAAGAUUUGAAAGAUCAUUUGAAAAGCAAUAGCCAAGCUAUUUCGUUCAUGUCAGCUGAAAACUUAGUUGAACCACUAGUCAGAUUUUUGAGCAAUGCAAAUGAUCUGCAGGAUGUAAAAGCGCUGAGAUCUGGAACUCAGCUUCUGUUGGAAUUUGUGAACAGCUGCAGAAAUGGUAUGGAUAAUUUAUGCGAGGAUACAUUCAUCAUGUUGGCAAGUCUUCUUAAUUCAGAAGUGAUAGGAGAAGUACUUGCCAUAAUGGAAGAACUGUCUGGGGAUGGAAAUAGCAGAGCCAAAAUUGCAGCAUCAAGUGCACUCACUUCUGUCAUAAAAUUACUUGAUUCUGAUAAUAAAGAGUUCCAACAUCGAGCUAUAAGAAUAUUAUACAAUUUUUCCUUCAAUAGUGAAGUUUGUCCACACAUGUUAUCUCUGAAUUGCAUCCAAAAAUUGCUUCCAUUUUUCAAAGAUCGAGCCGUUUUGAGAUACUGCAUAUACAUAUUGAAAAACAUAUGUGACACAGAAGAGGGUAUAAAUUCAAUUGCAGAAACAAAGGGAUGCAUAGCUUCUAUUGCUGAAAUACUUGAGACUGGAAGUAAUGAGGAGCAAGAACAUGCACUUUCUGUUCUUCUAUCUCUAUGUUCAUGCUCUAAAAGUGUUGAUUAUUGUAAGUUGAUUUUGGAUGAAGAGAUUAUUGCUCCUCUUUUCUAUAUCUCACAGAAUGGAAAUGAUAAAGGAAAAGAAAGUGCCUUGGAAUUGCUUCAUCUUUUGAGAGAUGUAAAGUAUGUUGAGAAUGAAAAUAACAGGUCCUCUCAACCAAUUACCAACACCACUUUUGAAGAUUCCAACAGUCACACAGAAGAAAAUAGAUCAUCAAAAAGAUCACAAUUUCUGAAGAAACUAGGAUUGUUCUCAAAACCUAGUUCACAUGCAUCAAAAACCAAAAAGUGAGCACGGAUUUCUCGAAGUCCCUGUGAUACUAUUGUGGGGAGUACAUACCACAUUGCUUGAUAAGAACCAUUUUGGAUUGAUGGGUAACAGAUAUAAUUUAUGUGUGGUGCCUCAAUCUUUAUAGAUGUGUAAUAUAUAAGUUUUGCCUUUGUUAGCCUUGAUAAUUAAUCUCAACUUGUAGCAUUUUUAGCACUAAAUAUUCAUUCACAAGGCACUGCUGCUUAAUUUUGCACUGUAACAGCAGGUUUUGUAAUAGCAAUGUAUAGCAGUGAUAUGUUUAUAGUAGGCACUGUAACAGUAGGGCUUGUUAAUUUGAUAGUAUAGUUGAUUGUUUUCCUUUUUCC